AGUGUGGAAGGACCCGUCCCUUUGGCGGCACGGAGAGUGGUGGGAGUGCCCAGAGCGCUGUGCCCGCAGCCCGUCCGACUCGCAGCUUCUCCUCGGCGGCGUCGCCAUGUCCGUCAGCGAGAUGUUCAUCGCUUUGCAAGGGGUGCUCACGGCCGACCAGGAUAUCCGCGAGGAGAUCAGGAAAGUUGUUCAAACUCUGGAGCAAACAGCCCGGGAAAUUCUUACAGUGCUACAAGGAGUCCACCAGGGGUCUGGAUUUCAGGACAUACCAAAGAAGUGUCAGAAGGCUCGUGAACACUUUGGUACUGUUAGAACACAGUUGGCCUCUCUGAAAAACAAGUUCCCUGCAGAUCAAUAUUACAGAUUUAAUGAACAUUGGAGAUUUGUGUUACAACGUUUGGUGUUCUUAGCAGCAUUUGUUGUCUACUUGGAGACAGAAACCUUAGUGACUCGGGAAGCUGCUACAGAAAUACUUGGAAUUGAAUCUGAAAGAGAGAAAGGCUUUCACCUGGACAUUGAGGAUUACCUCUCUGGGGUGUUGACUCUGGCUAGUGAGCUGGCUAGGUUGGCAGUGAACAGUGUCACAGCUGGAGACUACGCCCGUCCCCUCCGCAUCUCUGCUUUUAUCAACGAGUUGGAUUCCGGAUUCCGCCUUCUCAACCUGAAGAAUGACUCCCUGAGGAAGCGCUACGAUGGCCUCAAGUACGAUGUCAAGAAGAUAGAGGAGGUGGUUUAUGACCUGUCCAUCAGGGGGCUCAACAAGGACUCAAUUGCUAAUGCUGGUGGGGAGAAAUAGAGGAGGGCUUGUUGAACUGAAGCAAUCAUUACCUCAGUCUUGCUGCCAAUGAAGGAGAAGCUUUAACUUGAGCUCUCCAGCAGUAGUUUAGAGGAACCACAAAGCUGCAUACCACUGUUGUUUUUUCCUAAUGGAAUGUUUAGUAUGUCCAAGCAGAAGCACUCAUCCCCCCCCCAAGCCCCUCUAGCAGGCACUGCUUGGAGUCCUAAGUCACCCUGGCGUAAGCAAACUGUCAUCUCUGAACUACAGCUGUUGCUAUCCCAUUAUCCCUGCAGAACCAAGUAUGGGGAUUAUUUUCCCCCUGCGUCACAGCCUUUGUUCAAGCCUCAUCCUUUUUGGAUCUCCACGUCAUUUACAUGUAGCACAGUUUAUGCAGACUGCUGCCCUGGGCUCCUUUGUAAUAAAUAAAAGUUCUGUACUUGGCUGCAGCUGAUGUGUAAACAGCUUGUCAAAAAGCAUCCAUUUUGUGCUCAUCUGUGUAAAUCAGAUAGAUUGCUGCAUAAAAUCAAGAGUUCAGAACUAGGAUGAUCAGUUCAGUAGACAUAUUGUUGGGAAUGUAUGUUUUCAAAUAGUCACCAUUAUAUAGUACACAUAUAUUUGUAUCCUUAAACAUGCUGAUUUUUACAUUUGGGAAGAGACGUGAAAUAGUCAUUGAGGCCGAACAGUUGCUUGGGGGCAUUUUCCAGGUAUAUAUAUAAGUUUUAAAAAGCAAAUCCUGGAACAUGUUUGAGGUGAUUUUUUUGUGGGGGGAGGAGCACAGAUUUCAAGGAGGUAAGUAGUUACGUAACAGGGCAAAGGUGUUUGUGUUCCUUUGAAUUCUAAGUGACCUGUUUCACAUUUCCUUCAUUUUGUAUUGUAUCUUUUUUAUAUAACGUUCUUGGUCCAUCAUGCAGCAAAGAAUGCAUUUGGCCUUAACAAAAAACGGUGACACUUACCUUGAUCCUAAACACAUGUACAUGGAGGCGAGUUGCUUUGUGCAUAGGAGCACAGCUUUUGUAUGUAGGGUGCAGGUGCAAAUCACUCUUCUUUCACCUCCAUGUGUGUGCUACCUCCACUGUAUUAGUAGUUAACAUCCAUCUUCUGAAUCUCAUUUAUAUGUGCAAAAUUUGUUUCUGCAAUAUACUGUGUUGUUUUAUCUGAGCAUUUUUCAUAUUGUGUGCUGUAUAGGAUCUGUUUUCCCCCUUGCCCUAAAGUUUUUCCUUUGACAAAUAUCAUCUCCAAAAGAUAAGAAAAAUAUUUGUACUUUACAAUAUUAGUGGCUGUAAGUAUCUUUUGUUUGUAAAUCUUUGCCUUUUUCUGGUUACGUUUUGGGAUGGGUGGGGGAAAGUUAAUUGAAAAGUAAAUUCUUCCUUUGUUAACGUGGGUAAAUAAAAGACACUGUUCUUUAA
Podarcis muralis (Common wall lizard) is the source of this 2184-nucleotide messenger RNA. RefSeq names its product translin (gene TSN). The record is from RefSeq and is a predicted model, not a curated record. NCBI's taxonomy places the organism in Eukaryota, Metazoa, Chordata, Lepidosauria, Squamata, Lacertidae. Gene Ontology annotation, biological process: RNA metabolic process. Gene Ontology annotation, molecular function: sequence-specific DNA binding; single-stranded DNA binding; RNA binding.